CGUCUCUCCCCGCCCCUCUGCCCGAGCACGUCCGGGUCAGUCGGCGCAGUGAGAGGAAGUGCGCGCGCCGCGGCCGUUGCGCGCUUGCGGCUGGCUGCUGGGUGGUGGCGGCCUCGUCACCGGCACAAUGUCGCGGGGCUCUAUCGAGAUUCCCCUGCGGGACACCGAUGAGGUUAUCGAGCUUGACUUUGAUCAAUUACCUGAGGGUGAUGAAGUUAUAAGUAUACUGAAACAGGAACACACGCAACUACACAUAUGGAUCGCCUUAGCGCUGGAAUACUACAAACAAGGGAAAACAGAAGACUUUGUGAAGCUGUUGGAAGCGGCACGAAUAGAUGGAAACUUGGACUACAGAGACCAUGAAAAAGAUCAGAUGACAUGUCUGGAUACUCUGGCAGCAUACUAUGUACAGCAAGCUCGAAAGGAGAAGAACAAAGAUAACAAGAAGGAGCUCAUUACACAAGCUACCUUAUUAUAUACGAUGGCUGACAAAAUCAUCAUGUAUGAUCAGAAUCACUUGUUGGGAAGAGCCUGUUUUUGUCUGCUUGAAGGUGAUAAGAUGGACCAAGCUGAUGCACAAUUCCAUUUUGUGCUUAACCAGUCUCCAAAUAAUAUUCCUGCCCUUCUCGGUAAAGCAUGCAUUUCUUUCAACAAGAAAGAUUAUAGAGGAGCCCUUGCCUACUACAAGAAAGCACUGCGUACCAAUCCAGGUUGCCCAGCUGAGGUUCGAUUAGGUAUGGGCCAUUGCUUCGUAAAACUGAACAAGUUGGAAAAAGCUCGCUUGGCAUUCAGCAGAGCUCUGGAGCUCAAUUCAAAAUGCGUAGGGGCUUUGGUUGGACUGGCUGUUCUGGAACUCAAUAACAAAGAGGCUGAUUCCAUCAAGAAUGGUGUCCAACUUCUCUCUAGGGCUUACACAAUUGAUCCCAGUAAUCCAAUGGUGCUGAACCACUUGGCUAAUCACUUCUUCUUCAAGAAGGAUUACGGUAAAGUACAACAUUUGGCCCUUCAUGCUUUCCAUAAUACCGAAGUUGAAGCAAUGCAGGCGGAGAGUUGUUACCAGCUGGCUAGGUCUUUUCAUGUACAGGAAGAUUAUGAUCAAGCUUUCCAGUAUUACUAUCAGGCCACUCAGUUUGCCUCAUCUUCUUUUGUACUUCCGUUUUUUGGAUUGGGUCAAAUGUACAUUUAUAGAGGGGAUAAGGAGAAUGCGUCACAAUGCUUUGAAAAAGUUUUGAAAGCCUAUCCUAACAAUUAUGAGACUAUGAAAAUCCUUGGAUCUCUUUAUGCGGCCUCAGAAGACCAGGAGAAACGGGAUAUUGCAAAGGGACAUCUAAAGAAAGUCACAGAACAAUAUCCUGAUGAUGUAGAGGCAUGGAUUGAGCUAGCCCAAAUUCUAGAACAGACUGAUAUACAGGGUGCACUGUCAGCUUAUGGUACAGCCACACGCAUUCUGCAAGAGAAAGUGCAGGCUGAUGUCCCACCAGAGAUUUUGAAUAAUGUGGGUGCUCUGCACUUCAGGCUGGGAAACCUAGGAGAAGCAAAGGUAUAAAUAUUUUUGGCAUCGUUGGAUCGUGCAAAAGCAGAAGCUGAACAUGACGAGCAUUAUUACAAUGCUAUCUCUGUAACAACGUCCUAUAACCUUGCCAGACUAUAUGAGGCGAUGUGUGAAUUUCACGAAGCGGAAAAGCUGUAUAAAAACAUUUUAAGAGAACAUCCUAAUUAUGUUGAUUGCUACUUACGCUUGGGAGCUAUGGCUAGGGAUAAAGGAAACUUUUAUGAGGCUUCUGAUUGGUUUAAAGAGGCGCUUCAAAUAAAUCAGGACCAUCCAGAUGCUUGGUCUCUGAUUGGUAAUCUUCAUUUGGCCAAACAAGAGUGGGGUCCAGGACAGAAGAAAUUUGAAAGAAUAUUGAAGCAGCCUUCCACACAAAAUGAUACUUAUUCCAUGCUGGCUCUUGGCAAUGUCUGGUUGCAGACUCUACAUCAACCCACAAGGGACAGAGAAAAGGAGAAGCGUCAUCAAGACCGUGCAUUAGCAAUCUACAAGCAAGUACUCAGAAAUGAUCCAAAGAAUUUGUAUGCUGCUAAUGGCAUAGGAGCUGUCUUGGCGCAUAAAGGAUAUUUCCGUGAAGCUCGUGAUGUUUUUGCACAAGUGAGAGAGGCAACAGCAGAUAUCAGUGAUGUGUGGCUGAAUUUGGCACAUAUCUAUGUAGAACAAAAACAGUACAUCAGUGCUGUGCAGAUGUAUGAGAACUGCCUCAGGAAGUUCUAUAAGCAUCAAAACACUGAAGUAUUGUUAUAUUUGGCCCGGGCACUCUUCAAAUGUGGGAAAUUGCAGGAAUGUAAACAAACUUUAUUGAAGGCCAGACAUGUUGCACCAAGUGAUACAGUCCUUAUGUUUAAUGUGGCUUUAGUGCUACAAAGACUAGCUACCUCUGUCCUGAAAGAUGAAAAAAGCAAUCUAAAAGAGGUGCUUAAUGCUGUGAAAGAACUGGAGCUAGCCCACAGGUACUUCAGUUACUUGAGUAAAGUGGGUGAUAAGAUGAGAUUUGACUUGGCACUUGCUGCUACAGAAGCCAGGCAAUGCUCUGAUUUACUGAGUCAAGCCCAGUAUCACGUGGCUCGAGCACGCAAGCAGGAUGAAGAAGAGAGGGAGCUGCGUGCAAAGCAAGAGCAAGAAAAGGAACUGCUUCGCCAAAAACUACUUAAAGAACAGGAAGAGAAGCGCCUAAGAGAGAAAGAAGAACAGAAGAAACUUCUGGAACAAAGAGCUCAAUACGUGGAGAAGACCAAGAAUAUUCUGAUGUUCACUGGUGAAGUAGAAGGAUCAAAGGAGAAAAAACGUGGUGGUGGUGGAGGCAGGCGUUCCAAAAAAGGAGCGGGGGAAUUUGAUGAGUUUGUCAACGAUGACAGUGAUGAAGAUUUGCCAAUGUCUAGAAAGAAAAAGAAGAGGAAGGGCAGUGGUAGUGAACAAGAUGGGGAAGAAGAAGAGGGAGAGAGAAAGAAGAAAAAGAGGAGGAGACCCCAGAAAGCAGAUGAGGGAAGUGAUGAUGAAGAACAUGAAAAUGGUCCUAGACCUAAAAAACGACGUCCACCCAAAGCAGAGAAAAAGAAGGCUCCCAAACCAGAACGUUUGCCUCCUUCAAUGAAAGGAAAGAUCAAAUCAAAAGCCAUAAUUUCAUCUAGUGAUGAUUCUUCUGAUGAAGAUAAACUUAAAAUUGCUGAUGAUGGACAUGCCAGGAAUAGCAACAGUGAUUCAGAUGAUGAGGAACAGCAGCACAGUAAACGCAUUGUUUCUGAUAGUGAUUCUGAUAACAGAAACAAGUCCGGUAGCGAGGCAGGUAGUCCGAGGAGAUCCAGUGUCCAUGCAUCUGAGGAAGAUUCUGACAGUGAUAGAUCAGCCAGAAAAAGGAGACGGUCAGAUUCAGAGCAGUCUGACAAUGAGUCUGUGCAGUCGGGAAGGAGUCGUUCUGGUGGUUCAGGAAAUGAAUCUCGCCCAGCUUCUCGCAGUGCUGACUCAGACAGAGAUUCUGAGAGAGGAUCUGACAAUGAGGGUUCUGGCAGAGGAUCUGGUAACGAAUCUGAACCAGAAGGAUCUAACAAUGAGGGGUCUGAAGGUGGUUCAGAUGACAGUGAUUAGAUCUAAAUUACAGACAUCUUUUUAAAAUGCUCAUGUAAAUAUAUUUCCGUUCUAGUGAAAAUCCAAUUUUUUAUUUGAAAACUGAUGGGCAAAAAAUGUUUUAAACUGUUGUGGAACCUUCCUGUGAUUCUUUCUAUUAGCAGCUAAUGGAUGUUUCUCUAAGUUGGAUUAUGGUGUAUUAAAUUCAAACUGCUGUGGAUGAGGAACAGAAGCCCUGUACUAAAAUCAGCACACCAAGGAUGGAAUGCAUGUAAAAACUAUGGAAAGUUAAAUCUCAGUUUAGGUUGUUCCAGUGUAGCUGAAAUCGUGUGCUCUGUGUUUAUACAUGCAUAGAUGACUCUUAAAAAUCCUAACAAAUGAAACAAAGAGCUUUGGAUAUUUAUCUCUUUCUCAUUCUGAUUACAGGUCAGUAGGGAGGUUUUUCAUGUUUUCUCUUAAAAAACAUAUUUGAGAACAUAUUUGCCAUGAUGUAACUCCUUAUAUUUCAAAGAGUUUGAUAUUUUUUUUUUGCUUUUGUUUCUGUGGUAAAUCAGGUGAAAAAGAAGCAAAUAUUAAAGGAGUUUUAUAAAGUAAUGAUACAGAUGUAGAUAGAGUAUUUAAAUUGGCAGGUCAAAAAAAUAAACUUUGAGGUAUUUCCAUAUUACCUGACAUAGAUGAAGAUGUCGGUGUCACAAUAAAAUGUUCCUGCUCA
Molecule: messenger RNA, 4325 nt
Organism: Cygnus olor (mute swan)
Lineage: Eukaryota; Metazoa; Chordata; Aves; Anseriformes; Anatidae
Gene: CTR9
Product: CTR9 homolog, Paf1/RNA polymerase II complex component
Biological process (GO): regulation of DNA-templated transcription
Cellular component (GO): Cdc73/Paf1 complex
Molecular function (GO): RNA polymerase II complex binding
Source: RefSeq, a predicted model, not a curated record